Molecule: messenger RNA, 2381 nt
Organism: Helianthus annuus (common sunflower)
Lineage: Eukaryota; Viridiplantae; Streptophyta; Magnoliopsida; Asterales; Asteraceae
Product: valine N-monooxygenase 1
Exons: 2
Coding region: 368-1780 (470 amino acids)
Molecular function (GO): monooxygenase activity; heme binding; iron ion binding
Source: RefSeq, a predicted model, not a curated record
UAGGAAACGUGUGUUUCACCUUUUAGUGUGUUUAUAUAUUAUUUUAUUAUUAUCAAUAUUAUUAGAAACCAGUGUAAAUGUAGUAUAAAGCAAGUACAGUUCUAGGUGUGAUUAGCAAUUUGCAUCAUUUGCAUCAAAUGUUUUUUUUGCCAUACCAUGAAAUUCAUUUGUAGCCUCAAGUCAGUGCCAAAAAUUUCCAUCAACAUGUUUCAAAUUUCCGCAACAAACACUUUUCAAUCUUCUAUUGGUAUUGGCAUCAUCAUAUUCCUCUUGUUCUUCAAAGUCAUUAAAAAAAAACGAUUCAAAAAAACCACACCAACUGCCACCUGGUCCAACUCCUCUUCCCUUCUUUGGCUGCAUCAUCCAAAUGCUUCAAAACCGGCCAACCUUCCGUUGGAUCCACAAGCUCAUGGACGAUUACAAGUCCCCAAUCAUUUGCAUUCGGCUAGGCCACUCAACCCAUGUCAUCGUAGUCUCUUCGCCAUUCCUAGCGUGCGAGUUUCUAAAAACUCAAGAUGAAAUAUUCGCUUCGAGGCCUAAAACUUUAUCAGGUUAUUUAAUAAGUAAUGGCUACCGAUCAACCAUCAUGGCCCCCUUGGGAAACCAAUGGCGAAUGAUGAGAAGAAUGUUGAACCGAAACAUCCUCUCGUUGUCAGUACACAAAUGGCUCCAACCCAAACGAGAUGCAGAAGCUAACCACUUACUUUCUUACAUAACCAGUCAGAUAAGUGAAGGCGGAUUGAUAAACAUUCGAUUAGCAAGCCAACAGUUUUGUGGAAACCUGAUAAGGAAUAUGAUUUUUGGAACAAGACUCUUUGGGGAAGGAAACUCGGGUGAUGAAGAAACUGAACAUGUCUCGGCUCUUUUCAUCAUCCUAAAGUAUUUUAGUGCAUUUUGCAUCUCUGAUUAUUUUCCGUGGUUGAGAGGGAAGACUGAUUUUGAUGGCCAUGAAAAAAUUAUAAGGACUGCCAUUGAAAUUGUCCGAAAGUACCAUGAUCCAUUGAUCGAUGAACGAAUUCAAAUGUGGAACAAUGGGGAUCGCAAGCAAGAAGUGGAUAUACUUGAUAUUCUAAUCAAACAUGAUCAACCAAAGCUUACACCACAGGAUAUUCAAGCCCAAAUUCUUGAACUAAUGAUUGCCACAAUCGAUAAUCCAUCUAAUGCAGUAGAAUGGGUGAUGGGAGAGAUGAUGAGUGAACCUACUAUACUGAAAAAAGCUGUUGAGGAGUUGGACAAGGUGGUUGGUUGCAACCGCCUUGUCGAAGAGUCAGACUUGCCCCAACUCAAUUACAUAAAAGCAUGCAUCAAGGAGUCCUUCAGGCUGCAUCCUUUUGCACCCUUCAAUGCUCCCCACUAUUCAGUAAAGGACACUGUUGUCGCGGGUUACUUCAUACCCAAGGGUAGUCACGUGUUGCUUAGUAGACUCGGGUUGGGGAGGAACCCUAAUCUGUGGAAGGAUCCGAUGCGGUUUGACCCAGAUCGACAUCUAGGAGAGAACGGAAAACAAGUGGUUCUUACUGAUAAUGAACUGAGGAUGCUUUCGUUUAGCACCGGGAAACGGGGUUGUCCAGGAGUGAUUUUGGGUUCGACCAUUACUACAACGUUGUUAGCUAGAAUGAUUCACGGGUUCUCAUGGGAGCUGCCAUGUGAUGAGAUGGGGAUUAAGCUUGUUGAAAAUUAUGAUGAUCUUCACUUGGCUAAGCCACUUGUAGUCAUUGCUAAGCCACGACUCCCUCGAUAUCUUUACCCUAAUGCGAUGUGUAGUGGUAGAGCCCUGUAGUAGGGAGUUACGUGACAAGUGUCAAUUGUGUAAGAAAGGGGGUUAUGGGGUUUUAUAUAAUCUGAGUGUGUAGUGGGGUUAUAUAUGUAUGGGGCUUUAUAUAUAUGUAUGUGAGUGGGGAAGCAGGGGCGAUGCUUUAAAGGGGCCGGGAGGGGCGUCCGACCCCCCGAACUUUUCGGCCAGUAGUGUUAUAUAUGUAGUUUUCGUAUAGAAAUAUUUGGGUAUAUAUUUUUUCGACCCCCCGGUUCUAUAGAAAUUUUUGGGUAUAUACGUUUUCGACCCCCCCGUAAAAAAAUUUCAAGCUUCUCCACUGUGGGGAAGGAAGGGUCACGUCGUUCUAUACAUCGUGGGGAGGCAAGAAAAUACCCCAUAGCGCCGGCUGUAACGGUGUAGCCGGGCGCUAUGGGGCGCCAUGGAGGGUUCCGGCGGUAUAUACCGCCCCACUACGAAGGGGCUAAAUUUUGAAGAAAAUACCAAAUUGAUUGUAGCAUAAUGGUAUCAAAUUGUAUGAUAAGGUGUAGCUCUCUCAACUGGCAAGGGUUCAAUUCCCACUGUGUACCAAACGGACUAUUUAGGAAUAGAAUGGUUUCCUUUUUAGAAA